AGAAACUGUAUCUGCUGUGGAUAUUGAACAAUGGGAAGGACACUCAAAGCAUCAUACUGAUAGAAAAUACAUACUGAUAGAAAUACCUGAGUUUGUUUGACUGCAAUGUAGGCAGGUCAUGAGCACAUGCACUUCCUUGUCUUUGUUACCAUUGGAUACGGUGUGGUUUCAGUAUCAUGAGUAGACUAUCAAGUGCUACAAGCUGUAAUUAUUAGCUACAGGUAGCUAUAAGGAGAAUGUUCCCCUCAAUGUUAUUGCUCUGCUGUCUGCUGGGAAGUGCUUCCCUAGUGUAUGGACAGCCGUUGAUUCGACUGGCAGCAUCCAAUGAGCCCCCUGGCACUGACCACACUGGAGAGAUCAUCUCGUUCUCUGAUGUUGGAUCAGGAGUUGGUACUGAUCCACGAGCCUGGUAUUGCUACACCAACCCUACUGGUGCAGUGUGGCAGGGUCCUGGUGGGAGUACAUUGCCCAUAGUUCUGGGCAGGGCUGCAGUUAGGAAUGAACUGUUCAUCAGUGGUAUUAUUAAUCCUGAUGCCGUUGUUCUGCAUCGUGGUCCCACACACUUCAGUCCUGAUGGAGAACACUGCUGUGUGAGGAUUGCCACCAAUGAGAGGAGAUGUGUCACCUUCACUCCCUGCCCCACACUGAGUCCCCUGUCUAAUGGAAGGAUCUCAUAUGAUGCAACCACCAACAUGGCCACCUACACCUGUGACACUGGGUACACCACCAGUGGAGCUACUCCGAUAACUUGUAUGAGUGAUGAUACUAGUGCUGGUACCUGGUCUCCAUCACCUCCCACUUGUACAAUCGUCACCUGCCCUGUCCUAACCUCCCCUACUAAUGGAGCCUUGUUCACCCCUAACCUCAACUACCUCACCAUUGCUACAUACAGCUGUGAUACUGGCUACGUCCUCACUGGUAGUGCUGCUAGAAGAUGUCAAGCUGACGGUGUAUGGUCAGGAGUGGCACCAACUUGUCCACCUGUUGACUGUGGACCUCUGGCUAUUAUCAAUGGAGCAGUGGACACAUCCUCUGGAACCACCUUCAUGAUGACUGCUACUUACACCUGUAACACUGGAUACAAUAUUGUUGGUAGUGAGAGCAGAACUUGUGGACAAACUGGAUUUUGGAGUUCAACUGCACCAAUUUGUGAAAUUGUCAACUGUGGUUCCCUGGACGCCCCCUCUAAUGGAGCAGUGGACACAUCCUCUGGAACUACCUUUAAUAUGACUGCUACCUACACCUGUAACCCUGGAUACACUCUGACUGGUGCAGAAGGGACCAGAACAUGUCAAGCUAAUGGAAUAUGGAGCUCUAGUCAACCUGCCUGUGAAUUCAUUGUCCUGUCCAUUGGAGGCACUGUCUACACUAACAACACAGCUCUGUCCUUCUCCCUCAUUGGAGAGGGCUCCUCUGCCUUCACCUGUCACACUGAGCUAUCCACCUGCUGCAGGGAACAAGACAACCCCAAUGGAGGAGGGCUCUAGGAGAGUGGAGAGGACCAGAUGGGGUCAGUAUACCUUCAGAGGCUGCUUUUGGAACUAUCGUUGAGGGAUUCUACAUCACCAGAGGCAUUAGCACUAUCAGCGUGAAUCGCCGUUGCAGUGAAACGAAUGCAGGAGGUGUCUACUGCUGCACUAUUCCCAGAGCUGGUGGUUCCACUCAAACAUUGUGUGUGAACGUGCAGGUUCCUAUACCAGCAACUGAGCCAUCUACUGAGCCAUCCACUGAGCCAUCCACUGAGCCAGCCAGUAAGCCAGCCAGUACAUGUACUGAUGGACCUACAGUUGCACUGGGAGUGUUGCUAACAGGCUCUGUUGUUGGGAAUAUUGUGUUCAUAACUUUACUGAUAGUUGGAAGAAAACUUAUACCAGAAAGGAAAAAACAGCAGCCAGUUUACAAAGCACCCGACCAGGUCACAGUGGCCUAUUAUGAAGAUGUGAGCAAGCUGGGUGUGGGUGGCCCCCCCACAACUAUUGAGCUGAGUGAGUGUCCGGCGUACGCAUCCACUGAGUCAGGGGGUGGGAAGAAGAGAGAGGAAGAUUGUAUCUAUGACAAUUAACACAAACCCUACUCAAGCUAAUACUGUACAUACAGCAAUUCAGCAUCAUGUCAUGCUUCACCUAACUAAUUGUUUGUUAUAGUUGCCUUUCCAUGUUUAACGUGCUUGUUGAUUGUAUGAAUGUACAGUUGUUUGUCAACAUCAAUUAUACACUAAAAGACA
This is a messenger RNA of Halichondria panicea, 2224 nucleotides long. RefSeq names its product sushi, von Willebrand factor type A, EGF and pentraxin domain-containing protein 1-like. The transcript is spliced from 9 exons. Bases 237 to 1487 code for a protein of 416 amino acids. The record is from RefSeq and is a predicted model, not a curated record. NCBI's taxonomy places the organism in Eukaryota, Metazoa, Porifera, Demospongiae, Suberitida, Halichondriidae.